AUGCUCAAUAUACUUCUAUUGAUAACAUCUUUAUUAGUUGCAAUUAUGGUUUAUGUAAUGAAACAACGUUAUUUUAAACGUCAAAAAGAUGUACCCGGUUUAGAACCACAAUUUCUAUUUGGUAAUUUAUUACAAUUAAAUGUUCUUUUUUCACAUCGAUCAUUAACUGAUAUUUUCAAACAACUACAUAAAACAUAUGGUGAUAUAUAUCAAUAUUGGAAUGGUCCUCGAAGUUAUUAUGUUUUUAAUAAAUUUGAACAUGUUAUGCAUAU
Molecule: messenger RNA, 272 nt
Organism: Adineta steineri
Lineage: Eukaryota; Metazoa; Rotifera; Eurotatoria; Adinetida; Adinetidae
Source: the annotation of a GenBank genome assembly